This is a messenger RNA of Neltuma alba, 1462 nucleotides long. RefSeq names its product 1-aminocyclopropane-1-carboxylate oxidase homolog 1. The transcript has 4 exons. The record is from RefSeq and is a predicted model, not a curated record. Bases 170 to 1261 code for a protein of 363 amino acids. Lineage: Eukaryota; Viridiplantae; Streptophyta; Magnoliopsida; Fabales; Fabaceae.
CUCUUUCUCUCACAAACUUCAACGCUCCACCAUACGUUUCACAUAUCUCUUUCUCUCACAAACUUCCUUUCUUUUCUUCAUGAUCUGUUGUGGUCAAGGAAGAUAAGUGAAGUGAAGUCUACUGACUACAACCGCUGGAACUUCAGGAACUUGUAUAAAGAGAAGCAAAAUGGGAAUCUCACGGAAGUCAGAAUCUGUUGACCAAAUUGAGCGCAGAGCAUUUGAUGACACAAAAGCUGGCGUCAAGGGGCUCGUUGAUGCAGGAGUCACCAAGAUUCCUCCUUUGUUUCAUCAUCCUCUUGAUCAAUCUGAACAACCUUCGAAGUUGGGAGACACGAAGCACGUUAUUCCUGUUUUAGACCUCACCGAUGCUGAUAAAGGGCCCAGCGAGCGCCAAGAAAUAGUUGAAAGAGUUAGGGAAGCUUCUGAGACGUGGGGCUUCUUUCAGGUGGUCAAUCAUGGUAUUCCUCUGCAUGUUCUCGAUGAGAUUAUAGAUGGAGUGCGAAGGUUUCAUGAGCAAGAUUUGGAGGUCAAAAAGGAACUAUACACGCGUGAUCAAAAGAAACCUUUUGUGUAUAAUAGCAACUUUGAUCUUUACAGUUCACCAGCUUUGAAUUGGAGGGAUACUUUUCUGUAUUGCAUUGCUCCUAAUCCUCCAAAACCAGAAGAGUUGCCGGAAAUAUGCAGAGAUAUAUUACUAGAAUAUGGAAAACACAUUAUGAAAUUGGGAACAUUGUUGUUUGAGUUAUUAUCAGAAGCUCUCGGCCUAAACCCAAAUCACUUGAAAGACUUGGGCUGCGCUGAGGGGCUUUUAGGUCUUGGCCAUUACUACCCCGCUUGUCCUGAACCAGACCUCACGUUGGGAACCACUAAGCACUCCGAUAAUGACUUUCUCACAGUGCUUCUUCAAGACCGCAUAGGUGGCCUUCAGGUUCUUUACGAGAACACAUGGAUUGAUAUCGCACCAGUACCUGGAGCUCUAGUAGUUAACAUUGGUGACCUUUUGCAGCUUAUAACAAAUGACAAGUUUAAGAGUGUAGAACACAGAGUAUUGGCCAAUCUUGAGGGUCCAAGAAUAUCUGUGGCUAGCUUUUUUAGAGAUGGUUUGAAGGCAUCAACAAAGCCACUUGGACCUAUGAAGGAACUGUUAUCCGAAGAUAACCCUCCGAAAUAUAGGGAAACCACUGUGGCAGAGUACGUAGCAUACUUCCAAGCAAAAGGAUUGGAUGGGACUUCUGCUCUUCUUCAUUUCAGGAUUUGAGUUUUGGAAUGCGAAUAGAUCAAAUUGGUAUAUCAUAAAUUGAUAAAUUAUUGAACUUAGAUAAAAAAUAAAAAAAAAGUCGUUGAACUUGAUGUUGGUGGCUUUGGUGUUUAUUAAGUCAGUAUUGAUGUUAAGUAAUGAGAAUGAAAAAAUACACGGGGUCAUUAUCAAUGAACAAAGUACAAGAACAUUUUUAGGGUU